Messenger RNA from Penicillium bovifimosum, 246 nucleotides. RefSeq lists its product as uncharacterized. Lineage: Eukaryota; Fungi; Ascomycota; Eurotiomycetes; Eurotiales; Aspergillaceae. Bases 1 to 246 code for a protein of 81 amino acids. The record is from RefSeq and is a predicted model, not a curated record. The transcript is spliced from 3 exons.
AUGUUCAACUUCAACUUCUUCAAGUCUACCCCGACUGAGUCCGCCACCGAGCAGGCCACGUGGAACGCCAACACCGUCACCAUGCAGCCGACCAGCCCCGCCGCCCCUUCAAGCAACAAGGACGUCAUCACUGAGCAGCCGGCUAGUCAAGAACAAAUGCAGCUGCGUGGAGGUGGCGGCGGUGGUUUCUGCUGCGGAAUUUGCGCCGGCCUCGCCUGCUUCGAGUGCUGCGAGAUUUGCUGCUAG